AUGGCAGCCUGCGGCGAGCAGCCGGAGGAGCAAGAGGAGCCGGAGGAGGAGGAGGAUGAAGCAGAGGAGGAUGCGCAGAGUGACUUGGAGUCUAGAAUUGGCGAUGAUGACCGCGACUUCGACGAUGGAGACGACACUGCUCAGAAAUCUCUCUCAGGCUUGAUGGUGGCAUCCGGAACGAAGUUGCGGUGCAACUGGGUUGACCCAUCGAAAGAGGAACAGUUGUUACACUCUUGGAAGAGGGUCAAAAUCGAUCCAGUCGAAUCGGAGGACAGCGAGAAGGCCGCUUUGGCUCAGUUGCUUCUUGCUUCAAAAGCCUGCGAGCGAUUGCAGCUCAGAGGCGCCCAACAUCCCCACCAGGCCGUUAGAGAGAGGCCCGAAGUUCCUCAGCCUCAGCGUCAGGUCGGAAUCUUAAGGGCAGUCUCGGAAUCUCUGAUGAACCGAUUAGUAGUGCUGCGUGUCGAUAACUUCCCCGGCUCCGGGGAUCCAGUCUUCGGCACCAAGCACGAGCUUCGUCGGAGCUUCCGGGCUCCGGACCUCUUCGGAAAGCUGGCGGAGGCUUUCCAGGCCGCCACGGGCACCAUAGGCACCCGGACCCCAAGCCUCAAGAAGGUGACGCUACAAGGUGGCUUUCAUUCAGCCUCAUCACUUUGCCGCUUCUUGCAGGUGGUGAGGCCAGAGCUCGAAUCCUUCCGCUGCCGGGAAUGCCUCUUUCACGGCCGCAACUUCGAGACGCUGGUGAGGGCCUUGAGCGGCAGCAGCCAGAAAACCCUCGUAGAGUUUGAGACGGACGCAGCCAUCGGCGGUCAGGAUCCCUUCGGACUUCUGGCCGACUCUUUCCCACACCUCAAGAUGCUGCGAGUCAAGUACAUGUUCGGGAAGACCGGGCCCCUGGAAGCCUUGAAGCGUCUGACGCAGCUUCGCAAGAAGCAGUGUGUUCUGCCAAGGGAGAGCCACCGACUUAAUGGGCGUCCGGCGGUGGAUGAAGAGACAGGCAUCGUCUACUGGUGCAUCACUUCCGAGCACCAUGACGACGGCUACCGGGGACAGGGCCUUUGCUGGGACCAGCUUGAGAACACGAUGGAGUGCAUGGAGGAGUGGGCCGUCGGCAAGGGAGUAACCAAGGAGCAGUGCCUCGCGUUCAUGGAAGACUGUGGCAUCGGGCUGAACGACGAACUCGACGACGAGGAAUGUGGCUUUGAUGUCGGGGGUUGUGCCGUCGACUCAGAGACUGAUGAGGACACCAUCGUUGUGCAGUUGGAAAUUGUGGACUCUCUGGGUUCCGAGGCUUUGGCGAUCAAGGCGCGAACGAUGGAUGGUCGUGAGUUUGCACAAAUGACGUUGGAUGCAAAGAAGACAUCGGUGCGUACACUCAUCGAUGACUUGGCCUCAAAGUAUCCCUGCUCACCUCUCUCCCUGCGCCUGGUGCUGCCUGGUGGUGGCUGCAUCGAUGUUCUCGAAACAGCCAACCAAGUCCUGGCGGCGGUCUUGGUAUGA
Messenger RNA from Symbiodinium sp. CCMP2456, 1497 nucleotides. Lineage: Eukaryota; Dinophyceae; Suessiales; Symbiodiniaceae. The record is from the annotation of a GenBank genome assembly.